CAUGCGCAAUGUCACCGGCGCGCCAUCUUGACAGAGGGAGCCGCAAUCAAACCCGCUGGAUCUGUGCUGGCAAGAGACUUCUCCCUCAGUGGGGCGGGGAGGCUUUCAUCGCUGUCCGCCGCGAGUGUCUCAGCAGGACUCUCCGGGUGUCCCGCCAUUGGUCCGCCCCUGUCAGGGCGGGGUGUGGUCUCCCGCUGUCACAAGGGUCCCCCUCAGUACAGUGACAGGGGCUGCUGGGAGUGAUGCCUUCCAGGCCUGAGUGACCGCAGAGGACGCCGGGACAGGAUGCCUGUGGUGUGGCCCACCCUGCUGGACUUCAGCCGGGAUGAGUGUAAGAGGAUCCUCCGCAAGCUGGAGCUGGAGGCGUAUGCGGGCGUUAUCAGCGCCCUCCGUGCACAGGGCGAUCUAAGCAAAGAGAAGAAGGAUCUUCUGGGAGAACUUUCCAAAGUCCUGAGUAUUUCUACAGAGCGACAUCGCGCGGAGGUGCGCAGAGCGGUGAACGAUGAGCGCCUUACCACCAUCGCUCAUAACAUGUUUGGUCCAAACAGUUCUUCUGAAUGGUCCAUCGAAGGUCGAAGAUUGGUACCACUGAUGCCGCGUCUGGUUCCACAGACUGCUUUUACAGCCACUGCCAACGCCAUAGCCAAUGUUGCUGGACAGCACAACGCUUCGCUUCCAGAUCCUGCUGAGACCGGGAACAAGGAAGGUGAGGAAGGUGUGGUUGUGUGUUAUUCUUACACAAGUACAACAUCCACUCCCACAUCCACCCCGGUCCCCAGCGGAAGUGUGGCCACUGUCAAGUCUCCUCGACCUGCGAGUCCAGCCUCCAACGUGGUAGUCCUUCCCAGUGGCAGCACCGUCUAUGUGAAAAGUGUCAACUGUUCAGAUGACGACGAGAAGCCUCGCAAGCGGCGUCGCACAAACUCCAGCAGCUCGUCCCCCGUUGUCCUGAAAGAUGUCCCCAAGCCAACAACGCCAGUCUCGAAAACCAUUACCGUGCCGGUCUCUGGGAGCCCCAAAAUGAGCAACAUCAUGCAGAGCAUCGCCAACUCCUUACCGCCACACAUGUCACCGGUGAAGAUCACUUUUACCAAACCCACCACCCAGACAACAAACACUUCCACCCAGAAGGUAAUAAUUGUAACAACUUCUCCAAGUUCUACAUUUGUCCCGAACAUUUUAUCAAAGUCUCACAACUACGCUGCAGUCACUAAACUGGUUCCCACAUCUGUCAUAACUUCCACCACUCAGAAGCCGCCAGUGAUGGUUAGCUCUGCCCAUACCCCUGCCAUUAGCAGCACCAUCGGCAAUGCCCCAUCCGCUUCUCUGUCUACAGGGUGCGUUGCUGUCACCGCAGUCGUCUCUUCGACACCAUCCUUGGUCAUGUCCACAAUGGCACAAGGUGCCUCGACGUCAACAGUGAAAGUUGCCUCCAAUAGACUUCCUUCUCCCAAGAACCUGAUCGGUUCCCCCGGCCAGAUCCUGGCACAGUUCCCCAAGCAUUACCAGCAGUUGCCAAAACAUCAAAUCCAUCAAAUGUCAACACAGGCUCCCCCAAUGUCGCAGCCGUCUACUAUUACCCAGCCAGCACCAACUCCGCCUCCUCAGGUGCCCCCAGGGAUCAAACCCACUAUACAGAUCAAGCAGGAAUCUGCCAGAAUCGUGCAGCUCUACUCUAUGGCCUUCAAGGACCGGAGCAACGCCAUGAUGUCACUUCCAAGCGAGGCUGGAAGUGUUAAGAUCAUCACACAGCAGAUGCAGCCUAGUAAAAUCCUCCCCAAACCAGUGUCCGCCGCCUUGACGAGCAGCAGUAAUGCCCCCAUCAUGGUUGUGAGCAGCAAUGGGGCCAUCAUGACGACUAAACUGGUCACCACACCAAGCGGCACACAAGCCACAUAUACACGACCGGCUGUCAGCUCAGCACUCAGUGCUCGUAUGGCAGCUACUCCCGGUGCUACCUACGUAAAGACAACCAGCGGAAGCAUCAUCACUGUUGUGCCAAAGUCUCUGGCGACGCUGGGAGGGAAGAUCAUCAGCAGCAACAUUGUGUCUGGAACGACAACAAAAAUAACCACCAUCCCCAUGACUUCUAAACCAAAUGUCAUUGUGGUGCAGAAAACCACUGGGAAAGGGACGACCAUACAGGGAAUUCCUGGGAAGAAUGUUGUGACAACCUUGCUAAACGCCAGUGGUGAUAAAGCUCUGCAAGCUGUACCUGCGGGUGCAAAGCCAGCUAUCAUUACAGCCUCCCGACCAAUCACCAAGAUGAUUGUCACACAACCCAAGGGCAUCGGUUCAACUGUCCAACCGGCUACCAAGAUUAUUCCCACCAAGAUAGUGUAUGGCCAGCAGGGGAAGACCCAGGUCCUAAUAAAGCCAAAGCCGGUGACGUUUCAGGCCACAGUCAUGAGCGAACAAACCAGACAGCUGGUGACAGAAACGCUUCAGCAGGCUUCGCGUGUGGUGGAGACGACCAGUGCCACCAUCCAGGAAGUGAAAGAAGACACGGAGAGCAGCUCCUCCUCUACCGAGUCCUCCCAGAGCUCCCAAGAUUCCCAGCCUGUAGUCCACGUCAUCGCAUCUCGUGGUCAGGAGUGGUCGGAGCAUGAAAUAGCGAUGGACACCACUCCUACAAUAAUCUACCAAGAUAUCGCAGGAGAGUCCCAGUCUGCCACUUCCACCAUCAAGGCCCUGAUGGAGCUGCAGCAGACCAGCAUGAAAGAGAAAGUGGACACUAAGCCCCGGCAGCUGACCAUUGACCUCAGUCAGAUGGCUGUUCCUCUCCAGAAGGCCCCUGAUAAACGUCAGCCUGAAAGCCCUUCCUUUUCCGUGGUGGAGUCAGAGUUGGUUGCAGAAUACUUAUCUACAGCAAGUGCACCUGUAUUAAACCAAGGCAGGAAACGAGCAGGGUCUAACAUUGAGCACCGCAUUAUGUUACCAGUUGUAUUACACGGUAAAACUAGGCCCAUGGCUUCCACCACCACAGUGAGCUCCAGGGAUGUCCCACUCAGCUCUAUCCUUCAGGUCAGUCACCCGUCUCAGCACCACCAGCUUCAGAGCUCGCAGUCCUCACGUACUGUGCUGCAGCACGUCACCCAGUCCCAGAGUGCAGCACAGGCGUCUGUUGUGGUAAAAUCCAUCCCCACAUCCUCCAGCGGGGCCAUCACUCACCUCAUGCAGCAGGCGUUAAGCAGCCACGCGGCUUUCAAAAGAAUAGAGGAGACUGUGACUGAGGAGGGUGAAGUGGAAGAGAUGGACACCUUAGACCCGCAGACCGGCCUCUUCUAUAGAUCCGCCUUGGCCCAAAAGCACCAUAAACAGAUUCACCUGCACCAGGAGGGGGCGCACCUCCAGGUGAAGACUGUUCAGUCCCUGCAGACCAAGCAGAAGCAGAUCAUUCAGCUACAGUCAGAGGCUUUCCAGCACAAAAUCCAGCAAACGGCCCAGCUGUCCUUCAGGCAGAGAUUGACGCCCGCCCAACAGGAACAGGUCCAGCAGCAUGCACAGCGCCACAUGCUGGUCAAGGAAAGGCACAUCCCUUCGCUGGUGUCUCAGCCGCAACAGACGGUGGUGCAGGUCCUGGCUGUGAAAACCACCCAGCAGCUGCCAAAGCUCCAGCAGGUCCCGGGCCAGCAGAAGAUCUACAUGCAGUCUCCGCUGUCCCAGACUCCAGUGCAGCUGCCUGUCGCAUCUGAAAAACAGAUGAGCAGUCAGGUAACAUUCUGCCGUGUGACCCAGCCAGUGGUAUCUCAGGGAUCUGCGGUCACGAAAAUCACUUUUGAAGGACAUCAGCCCCCCACUGUAUCCAAGGCAACUGUCAGCGAAUGCCUGCCUAAACUUACACCAGCAAUGGCCAGUCUCCUUCCUGCUUUGCCGCUGUCGGAGAAGGCUUCUGUAGCCGACAUUCUGAAGAUGUCGAUGAUGGAAGCAGAGAUAGAGACCAACGUAGAACCUAUGAUCGUGGACACCCCAAGCAAAGCGGCCCCAAUUAUUAAACCCAUGCCAGUGUUAACCGAGGCGGUUAUACCGCCCCAGGUGCAAAGACUGUCUGCCCCAAGCACAGUGACUUCUACAGUACCUCCCCUGCCUAAAUGUUUCCCCGCCCCAAUAAUUACAGCAACCACUUCUACUGCACUUCCUGUUCCCCUGCCGCCGCCACCCCCGCUGACGAGGAAAGUGGAUGUUCCUGUGGCCAGCCAGAUAAUACAGAUCCAGAAUGUGCCACCAAAAAGGACGGAAGAAAUUCCUUCUGAAAUCAUCAUUCAGACCAUCCCUCAGUAUCCCAUCGCCUGUCACUCCAGCUCCAACGUGGUGGUGGAACCCAGUGGACUUCUAGAGCUGAAUAAUUUCACCAGCCAGCAGCUGGGAGACGAUGACGCUGUCAUUAUUAACGACAGUGACAUCACCAGCGAUGACAGGACACAGUGUAAGACUUCAAUAAAUUUAGAACAUGCAUAGCGGUCCUGAGAACUCGGAAUGAUCCUUGGCCACCAGGAUUAUUAUUAUUUUUUUUCAGAUGGGAACUUAUUGUGGAAUUUUAGAUAUUGCUUCUCAAAAAAAAAAAAAAUACCAUGGAUUUUCAGAAUUUCUCUCGCUCUCCAGUGUCCUGUAAUUUUAUAGAUUACAAUCAUCCAUUUCCUUUAUGAGCACAGUAUUCGUAAUUUAAGUCGCAAGAGCAUUGUCAAUGGUGUUGACCUUUUUAUGCAAGGUUCUUCAUGGACAUGGAGUCUUCAAAUCUUGGAACUAUUUUCAUUUUUUUUUUUUUCAAUGAAGUCCUGUUUUCUUUUUUUCUUAAAGGAAAUUAAACAUUGAGAGUCUAGGAGCCGGAAGUUUCUUGGAUGGAAUUCUGAAGUCAUUCCUUAGACAUUCGAAAAGAUGCAUUUUAUUGUAAAUUUUGUAAUUUAAUUUUUUACUUUUUUUUUUUUUUAUUAUUGUUGGAAGCAGAAAAGGAAGUUCUGCAUUCAGCUUUCACAUGCACAUAAUGAUUAAGAUUUGGUUAUUUGAAGUGAA
Molecule: messenger RNA, 5010 nt
Organism: Rana temporaria (common frog)
Lineage: Eukaryota; Metazoa; Chordata; Amphibia; Anura; Ranidae
Gene: EMSY
Product: EMSY transcriptional repressor, BRCA2 interacting
Exons: 21
Coding region: 286-4458 (1390 amino acids)
Biological process (GO): regulation of DNA-templated transcription
Cellular component (GO): nucleoplasm
Source: RefSeq, a predicted model, not a curated record